Molecule: messenger RNA, 1477 nt
Organism: Cinara cedri
Lineage: Eukaryota; Metazoa; Arthropoda; Insecta; Hemiptera; Aphididae
Source: the annotation of a GenBank genome assembly
ACCCGCCCGAGGAGAAAAGAGAAUUAAUACAAAACUUUAUUAAAGAAGAAGAAGAAGAAGAAGAAGAUGAUGAAAUACAGAAUGUAACUCAUGAAAGUUUAAAUGAGUCAAAUGUAACUGAAGAAAGCAUAGACGUGAAAAAAAAAUAUGAAUCUGAAUUUGAUAAUUGGUUUAAUUCACCCGAUUUCGAUAAAACGUACGGUCCAAAGAAAAUUCAUAGUCAAAUCGUUUUGGGGACUAGUGUGGUUAAAUUCACUGGCGAAAAAGUAAUAGUCGUAGGCUCUAAGAAAAUAGAAUUCCGUUUAACACCAGGUCUUUUACAACUAAUUUUUUUAAAAUCUCCGAUUUCGUAUACCCGACAAGAUCUAGACUCGUACAAGUCUAUAUUGUUACAAACGAAUGCACAUUUAACAGCCGAUGGAUCCAAGGUAAAAAAAGGUAGUAAAAAAAGGUAGUAAAAAAUAUUUAAAUAUUAUUUCAAAAUUAUUUCCCUUCGGUAGUGGACUACGAAUGAAAUUACAGAAAAGUAAUUUAGUCUACUGGAAUUCUCCAAACGAGUUAGUCGAUCGUCUUCGAUUACUUUGUGCUUCUAAAACAGCUAGGAAUACACGAACGAACGAGAUUAUAUCUAUUCUCGAAGAAUUACUCGAAGCCGGAUUAAUAAAACGUAUCCCAAAUGUCUAAACGAGAUAUCGCACUCGAGCUACACAAGCCGGUGAGAAGAAAUUAUAUUCGACGUACGGUCAAUGUUUAUGGUAAAAACGAUUUAUGGCAAGCUGACUUGGUUGAAAUGAUACCAUAUUCAAAACAAAAUAAAGGAUAUAAAUAUAUAUUAUGUGUAAUAGACUGCUUUACAAAAUAUGUAUCGGCCAUACCUUUGAAAUCAAAAACUCGAAAAGAAGUCACAAAAGCAAUGUCCGAUAUAUUAACUUUUCGCUCACCAAAGUUAUUGCAACUUGAUAAUGGAAAAUAAUUUUACAAUUUAUCGUUCGAUACUUUAAUGGCUAAACAUAAUGUUAAAAAAUACUCUACGUUUAGUACUACUAAAGCAUGUGUCGUAGAACGGUUUAACCGUACUCUAAAAGGAAAUAUGUUUAGAGCUUUUACCGCAAACGGAUCUCGCGAAUGGGUUUCUAUAUUAUCACAGUUGAUUGAGAAAUAUAACAGUUCAAAACAUCGGACUACCGGGAUGACACCGAUACAGGCUGAUCAAAAUCCGUCAUCGGUGAUGUUAAAUCAACGUAGUAUACCUGUUAGAAAGAAAAAAUUCAUAGUCGGUGAUAAAGUACGAGUUAGCGUAAAUAAGGGCGUGUUUACAAAAGGCUAUUUACCCAAUUGGUCUACGGAAGUUUUUACUGUUGUAAAAAUAAAUGAUACAUUACCGUUUACAUAUCGGUUGGAAGAUUACAAAGGAAACCCGAUAAUCGGCUGUUUUUAUACAGAAGAAAUAAAUAAAACCUCCUUUCCGCACGAUUAA